UUCUUAGCAUUAAACUUUUGAGAGUUUGAUUCAAGUUCAUUUUGAACGCAUUUUGUUCACAUUAACCCUAAGAAAUCGUGACGUUGUCAUCUGACCUGCUGCACAAUGAAACCUGGAUGAUCAGAAACUCCACCCUCUUAUAACACUUACCAGGAAGAGACUGUCUCAUUGUUUCUCUUUUCCUGUCAAACUGACUCUCCUGUUUGACAAAGGCAAAAAAAAAAAAAAAAAAAAAAAAAAAAGUGGAUCAGCAAAGAAAAUGAAGAAAAACACUUUAAAGGAUUUUGAGAAGCUUGUUUCAGAACAGACUGCGGAUCUGUGUACAUUUUCAUUUUUGAAGGCAUCAUUCAGAAAGUGAAAGUAAAGUCUACAUUGCUGGAGCUCUAGCUGUGAAAAUGGAUUCACCAGCUGAAUAUGAUUAUUCCUGUCCUGUGUGUCGUGAAAUCUUCAACAAUCCUGUUAUUUUAUCAUGUAGUCACAGUUUCUGUAAAGAGUGUCUUCAGCAGUUCUGGAAAAUCAAGAAAAUUCAGGAGUGUCCUGUCUGCAGGAUAAGAUCAAAAUCGGAUCCUACAUGUAACCUUGCGUUAAAAAACUUGUGUGAAUUGUUCCUGAAGGAGAGAAAUGAGAACCAAUCACCAGGGUCGGAGGAGCUCUGCAGUUUACACAGUGAGAAACUCAAACUCUUCUGCCUGGAGGACAAUCUUCCUGCUUGUUUAGUGUGCUAUACUUCACAGACACACAUCAAUCACACAUUCAGACCCAUCGGUGAAGUGGCUUCAUCAUAUAAGGAGGAGCUCAAUACAGCACUGAAGCCCUUACAAGAGAAACUGAAACACAAAGAAAACAUUAAAGCAAAGUUUGAGAAAAUAGUUCAACACAUCAUGUCUCAAGCUGAGCACACAGAGCGCCAGAUUAAACAGCAGUUUGAGAAGCUUCAUCAGUUUCUCAGAGAUGAAGAAGCAGCUACAAUCACUGCACUGAGGGAGGAAGAGGGGCAGAAGAAGCAGAUGAUGAAGGAGAAGCUGGAGGAGAUUAACAAACACAUCUCAGCUCUUUCACACACAAUCAAAGACAUGGAGGAGAUGAUGAAAGCCAAUGACGUCUGCUUUCUGAAGAAGUUUCCAGUCUCAAUGGAAAGAGUCCAGAUCUCACAGCCGGAUCCACAGAUGGCUUCUGGAGCUUUGAUUUAUGUGCCACAUUACUUGGGCAACCUGCAGUUCAGAGUCUGGAAGAAGAUGCAGGACAUCGUCCAAAACACUCCUGUGAUUCUGGAUCCAAACACUGCGAAUCCACAUCUCGUCCUGACUGAUGAUCUGACCGGUGUGAGAUACAGCUUGAACAGUCAACUGCUACCUGAUAAUCCAGAGAGAUUUGAUGAGUAUUCGUGUGUUCUGGGUUCAGAGGGUUUUAACUCAGGAACACACUGUUGGGAUGUGGAGGUUAAUGAGAGUUUGUACUGGAGUCUUGGAGUAACUACAGCAUCAAACCAGAGGAAGGGACUAGUUUUCUUUAAUUCUGAUGUCUGGUGGGUGCAGUAUGGACUAGAUGAACGGGUUGGCUUUCCUGUUAAACAGAAGCUUGAGAAGGUGAGAGUUCACCUGGAUUAUGACAGAGGAACGGUGUCAUUCUCUGAUCCUGUAACUAACACAAAUCUACACACAUUCACAACCACCUUCACUGACACAGUCUUUCCAUUCUUCUGGUGUCAUGAUUUGAAAAUUUUACCAGUUACAUUGCAUUUGAUAGAAGAGUUCUGACAUGCCUCCUGGAGGUCAUAGGCCCAAGCAGGCUCACAGAAGUCUGGUCUUCCAUUAACAAACCAUUAACAACUUGUAUUCUCCUAUUGAUGUUGGCCAAAAUGUUUAGUGUCAUAUUCCUUAAACAUCAAAGAGACUCUACUGGGGGAAAGCUGACAUCAUUCACACAGGAGAAGGUCUGAUUCUCGAAACAAAUCAUUCUUUUGAGUCAAUUUGCAGCCAUGAGUUGGCCGAGCUGGUUCACAAAACCAAAAUGAAUCGAAGUUUAGUUGUGGGUUAAUGACACAAGAUGCAGAGUUAGAGACAUCACUAGGAGCCACUAGACCUGUUACUGAACCAAAGAACCGGUUCGAAGUGAAUGAAUUAAACCAACAGGCAGAGUCAGAAGUCAGCGAUUCAAUCAUGUCUGACUCAAAAGAACCAAUGAGCCGGUUCAACUGUUUUCCUAGUAUUACAGAGGACUUGUUGUCUGUUGUGACUAGUGUUGUCAGAAGUAGUAUCGGGUCUGUACUGAAAUUUUAAAAAUGUAACAAAAAUGUACCGGGUCAACUUGGUAAAAUGCGUAGAUAGGCAAGAUAGGCGGCUGUUUUUAAACGUGCCCCACUGCCCGUGCAUUUAGUAUUUGUGUGGGCACUAGAAAAGUAUCCAAUGUUUCUAUUUACAAUGUGUUUUUUGAAGCGUUGAGCAUUGUAGCUAAUCAUGGACAUGUCUGUUGAGUAUGUGAAUGCAAUGGCCAAUAAACUUAUGUUUAAGUUUAAGUCAAUCAGAAUCUGCUCAACGCUGCUAAAAAUGCCAGAGUUUAUGUUCUACACACUCAUGAAUCCUUUCAAUAUAAAGUAUAAACACAAUGUUAGUAUAAGAUUCUUUGUGCAGUGUAGGCAGCUUCAUUGAUUAUAACGGGAGUUUUCACAAGUGUGCAGAACUCUGAGCUCAUGCUCGAAACUUAAGUGAUUGACAGCUUCACUGAUUAUAAUGGGAGUGCUCUUUGCUCGCUUUCUGUACAUAACCCAUUUGUAAUUUGAAUAAAACUUGUAUUUUUCAUGCUGCUAAGUACACAUUGCACUGUAAUAACCACAUUAAAUUGUGGGAUUGAAUCCGAAACUUCAAUGACUGACAUAGUAAUAACCAUAGCAAUGGACAGGAAAUAAAAAUCUGUUACUGUAUGCCAAAAUAGAUAUAUAUCAAGUCUUGGAGUGUAUAUACAGAUUAAUAGACUUUCCACUUGUUUUAUGUAUUUCUUUUUUUCCCUUUAUUUUAUUACUAACUUUACUAACAUUUCACUUGAACUUUUUAAAGGAAUGAUUACUCAAUUUAAAAAUAUCUGAAGUCCACAUGCUGUUUUAAUGUACUACUUAUAAUUAUUAUUAUCAUUAAUAAUUAACUCAUUUAUUUAACAUUUUUUAUUUUAAAAUAUUUGAAUAGUUUCAAUAGGUUUUGCCAUGGUACCAGAAUACCAAGAAUCAUUACAUUUUUUAGUGUUGCACAGAGUACUGAAGUUUUGGUACUGAAUAAAACAUUUAUAAAACCACAGAUCUUUGUUUCUGUGCUAUUUUUGAAUUAUGAAAAAAAAUAUUUGCAGAUGAAGGUCUUGAGACUUAGAAUUAGUAGACAUUUUACUUUAUGAUGUUACUAAAACAAUAACAUUCGUAACAUUAGAUCUCACUCUGACCGUCCCUUUGGUCUAAAUAGAAUGAAACCUUUGUUCCGCCUUCUCUCGAGACCAUGCCCAUGACCCCGGAGGCGGAGCUUUCCACACUAUAAAAGUGGGAUGAACUUCUGGAUCGUCCUCUUACCUUUCUCGCCUCAGAGACCAGGUACAGGUUGGAAAACUGAAUUAAAAUCGAUUAUCUCCCAUUCAUUUCAUCACCUAAGUGGUACAGGUGCCUUGUGUUCCUGUGAAUUGUGGUGGUUUUAUAGCAUUAUAUUGCAAUAUGGUAGUAUUUUUUUUUUUUUAGCUUGCUAGAAACUGAUGCUUCUUUUUCAGAUUGUCUAUGACUUUUUCCUAUAGCUCUAUCAACAGUUCCACUUCCGGUUCAACUCUAUCAUUGCUCAUUCUUACCUACGUAUGUGUGUGACCUGCGUGUAUGUUAUGUGUUUGUUAGUUUAGUAAUGUGUUUGUGAGUUAGUUAAUAAAGAUUGUGCACAAUA
This is a messenger RNA of Ctenopharyngodon idella (grass carp), 3905 nucleotides long. RefSeq names its product zinc-binding protein A33-like. The record is from RefSeq and is a predicted model, not a curated record. Bases 396 to 1757 code for a protein of 453 amino acids. The transcript is spliced from 6 exons. Lineage: Eukaryota; Metazoa; Chordata; Actinopteri; Cypriniformes; Xenocyprididae. Gene Ontology annotation, molecular function: protein binding; zinc ion binding.